UGUGACGUCAAGUCCGUUAGUUUCAGCCGCAUCUUCGGCACAUCGUUUCGUUCGGCGCCUCUCUCUCUCUCUCUCUCAGUGAAGUUUGAACACGCGUGAAUUCUCACUCAAACGUGAAAAUUAAACGAAUAGAUUUAUCUUGAUAGAAAUUUUAAGACCGAGGGAGUAACUUUAAACUCCACGUCUAUCGACCAAUAGCGUACCAAUGAUAAGGUGUUCCUCCCAUUGGUAGGAGGUAGAAGCCAUUUCGUGUGCGUUCGAGAACAGUGAGUGAUUUGAAAAGCACCAUAUUCGCGGAGAGUUCACGAGGAAAAAAAAAAUUAUAUUGCUCAUAACAGCGAGGUACACGGUUUGCGCACCAGGCAGCAUUAAGACGUUUAUAAAAAUGGCUGUAUCGUCGGAAGAUGUUAUAAAUACGGAUCUCAAUGAUCCUGUUACAAAGGCAGUGGUUGAUAAUAUAAUGGGCAAUUUGCCUACCAAGAAGCCUCUUGUACGUUGUGAAGACUGUGACCUUUCCUUCACAAGCCAAACAGUAUUAGAUACACAUUUACAAGGUGCACGUCAUGCCAAACAGAUCAUUUUACAGUUAAGAUCAAAGAACAUAAUGGCAUCACUCGAAGAGACAAAAAUCGGAUUUACAAAGGAUGAAGAAACAAAUGGGUUGAAAUGCAAUGUAUGUAAUGUGUGUCUGAAUUCUAUACAACAGUUACAAACACAUCUCAAUGGGAGCCGUCAUAAAAAGAAAUUAAUGAGAGGUGGAUGGGAUGGCAAAGAGGUUGUCAGCCAAGGCACUUCAUUGGCAUCAUCGACCAAUAAUGAACAGCAGCCUACGAAAGGUCCUAUGAAAGGGGUUUCUCUUAACUGCGAUAUAUGUAUUAAAUUCUUCAAUUCCCCGACUCAAUACAAUAUGCAUAUGAAUUCGGAAAAGCAUGCUGAAAAGCUGAGGAGAGUUAAGAAUCCGAACAAGAAAAGAUUUGUUCCAUAUUGGAAAAAAACGAAACCAUAUACAACUGUUAAAAGUGAAAUACAACCGUUGUCAAACAACUAUGUUUCAGGAGGUUUCAUGUACCAACAGUAGGGUAUUUAUUGAAUAACCCGUGCAAUAUAUAUUUGCUUUCGAUUAUACAUUAGCAGAAUAUGUUUAUCAUUCUAUCAAUUAAUGAUUAUGGUUAUACAUUUAUUUAUUUACGCAAACGUAAAUAUUAUUUGAAUUUUCAAGGCAAAAGAAACCUUAUACAGCUAUUCCGUAUGAAAACACCGAUUAUUUCAUGUAUAUGUUAAUCGAUCGUGUUGAUGUCAUUAAUGUUAGACAAAGUUGGAAUGUACAAAAGAUAUCCAAAAACCAGCAUUGCAAUUACAAGAAACAUAGCUUACUAAUUAUAAUU
Molecule: messenger RNA, 1385 nt
Organism: Harpegnathos saltator (Jerdon's jumping ant)
Lineage: Eukaryota; Metazoa; Arthropoda; Insecta; Hymenoptera; Formicidae
Product: zinc finger protein 385A
Exons: 6
Coding region: 386-1078 (230 amino acids)
Cellular component (GO): nucleus
Molecular function (GO): nucleic acid binding; zinc ion binding
Source: RefSeq, a predicted model, not a curated record